Messenger RNA from Calidris pugnax (ruff), 8055 nucleotides. RefSeq names its product geranylgeranyl diphosphate synthase 1 (gene GGPS1). Gene Ontology annotation, molecular function: prenyltransferase activity. The transcript is spliced from 4 exons. Gene Ontology annotation, biological process: isoprenoid biosynthetic process. The record is from RefSeq and is a predicted model, not a curated record. Bases 349 to 1248 code for a protein of 299 amino acids. NCBI's taxonomy places the organism in Eukaryota, Metazoa, Chordata, Aves, Charadriiformes, Scolopacidae.
CCCGAGAAGCGCUUCGGAGGUCGCCGCGGUUUCUGCCCGCUGGUUGUGUGCCCUCCGGUCAGCCGGCAGCUGAGAGACCUUCCCGUCUGGGCGCUGUCACAGCAUCCAGCGGCGACUUCGACAGCCCGGGAGGUGUCGUUUGGCUUCUGUGGCGCCGGUGCUCGAUCAUAUCUGGAAAUCCUAUGAAAAUCGAAGCACAGUUCUUGCUGCUCUGGCGGUAGCGUUGAAGUUGCGGCUGUGGAAGGCCGGUUGUGCGCUCAGCUGCCGCCUCAGGGACGGUGCGUGACUGCCCUCCCACCCGUGGGGAGCUGCCGCCCCUCAGUGAACUACCUCUUAUGAAAUAAAGAAAUGGAUGGGAUGGAUGAAACAUCUAAAAGAAUCCUGGAGCCAUACCAGUAUUUACUUCAACUACCAGGUAAGCAAGUGAGAACCAAACUGUCACAGGCCUUUAAUCACUGGCUGAAUGUUCCAGAAGACAAAAUACAGGUUAUCAUUGAAGUGACAGAGAUGUUGCACAAUGCAAGCCUGCUUGUGGAUGAUAUUGAAGAUAACUCAAAGCUACGACGGGGCUUUCCAGUGGCACACAGUAUCUAUGGAAUUCCGUCUGUAAUCAACUGUGCUAAUUAUGUGUAUUUCCUUGGUUUAGAGAAGGUUUUAACCCUUGAUCACCCAGAUGCUGUUAAAGUUUUUACCCGUCAACUUCUGGAACUUCAUAAAGGUCAAGGCUUGGAUAUUUACUGGAGGGAUACUUACACUUGUCCUACAGAAGCUGAAUAUAAAGCUAUGGUACUGCAAAAGACAGGUGGUCUCUUUGGAUUAGCUGUAGGCCUCAUGCAGCUGUUCUCAAACUAUAAAAAAGACUUAAAGCCACUCCUUAACACACUUGGCCUCUUCUUCCAAAUAAGAGAUGACUAUGCCAACUUGCACUCCAAAGAAUAUAGUGAAAACAAGAGUUUUUGUGAAGACUUAACUGAGGGCAAGUUCUCAUUCCCAACCAUUCAUGCAAUUUGGUCAAGACCUGAAAGUACUCAGGUGCAAAACAUUUUACGUCAAAGGACAGAGAACAUAGAUAUAAAAAAAUACUGUGUACAUUACCUUGAAAAUGUGGGCUCCUUUGAGUACACUCGGAAUACAUUGAAAGAGCUUGAAUCUGAAGCCUAUAAACAAAUUGAAUCACUUGGGGGAAACCCUGAGCUUGUAGCACUAGUUGGACAGCUUAGCAAAAUGUUCAAAGAAACUGAAAAUUAAAAAUGUAACUCUUGGGGGUGGAUUAAAACUUUAAAAUGGGAAAAUAGACUAUCUGAAAGGUGUGGUAAUCAAUCUCACUUCGAACUCUUUUUCUUGUAGCCAUAUUACAGAAAUUACUGUUAAAAACAAUUUGUCAUUGAGUAUUGAAAUAUAUACCCUAUUAUCUAUACGGUCUUAACUGUAACUGCUUACAGAUGGCUUUGUUAAAGCAGAUGUGUUAGAGUUGAAAAAAGUUUUGAAUCGAAUGUGGUCAUCUUUACACAAUCAUCAGCAUUAUUUCAGGUUAAAACUCAUCUUUAACAAGGCUUUUGCAGGUUUCUGGCUGAAAUUCUGUGUCAUUAAAUCAGUUUGAGUGUAUUGUGCAUUUUCAAACAAUGCUGUAGUAAAUCAAAAUGUACAAUGUUACAUAACAAAAGAAGAUACUUGCAACCACAAUGCAGAUAAAACUAUUGUGUAGUAUUUCUAACUUAGACUUAUGAAGAUCAAGUGGGUCAGUGUGCUAAGUUCUAAAGUGAAUACCUUAUCCGGCUUCUGGGGAUACUUUCAAGGGAAUGUGAAUUGUGAAAGAUAGUAUUUUAUAUGCAAAUAAGACUAAUGUUUAGUCUGUAAUUUUAGCUUUAAAAAGAUUUCUAAGUACCUUAGAGAAAAGAUUCCAUCACAUCAGCAAAGCAUAAACUUGCUGCUGAUUCUAGCUCUUCAGUGAAUAAUUUUAGUUGCCUGGUUUUAGAUUUUGAAACUGUCAGGGACUUAAAUCUAUGCAUUAGGGCUCAUACAUGUAACUGUAAAAGGCAACAUAGUAAGUUGCCACAGAAAUUGAAUGUGAUUCACACCAGAUAACUUCAGGACACCGUAAUUGGUGCAGGUCUCUUUAAUCUCUGCUUAUAAUUGAGAGGGGCUUCUCCAGGAGCUGACUCAUAGUUCAUACUGCAUUCCUGCUCUGAAUUGCUAUCUGGAGGCAUGUAGUAGAUAUCUCCAGAGAUACUAAUUCUGUAUUUUUUUCUUGAUAAAUUACAGCAUCUUGUUCUACAAGCUGUAAUAUCACUUCAGUUUGGUUAAUUACUUAAACAGUGCUUUAAAAUUAUGUGGAUGUACUGAAAUAAAACUGGAACUGAUUGAGGGGGGAGGGCUGAGAGGUGACAAAACCCUCUGUUCAUCUAUAUGUAAAGGUGAACAAAAUGUAAGCAGAGGUGUUUCUGUCAUCUCGUCUUGGAUGGCUUUAAUUGAGUUCAGUUCCAUUAGUCUUCACAGCCACAUAAAGCUUUGCUUUGGGGUAGGGAGAUAAUAGUUUGGAUCAAAGGUAGGACUGGUGCUUUCGGCAGCGGUGUUAGCUGAAGCUUACCCUCCAAGGAAAUGGCCAGAGGUACUUGGCUUCCAACAGUUGAAGGAUAGUUUUAUGCAGGUGUUAAUUUACUAUCUCUUGAAAGCAGGGAGAGUCAUGGCCUCAAACCACAGAGAAAACUAACUGGAAAGAUUGCUGUAAUGUCUUCCCUGGGCAGCCUUAAGAUUCCUCUGAAAGUUAUCAAGCAUGAAAAAAUUCAGCAUGACUUCUUUCAGUCAAAGACAUUAUGUAAUCAUGGGUGAUAGCCUAUUCCUUUUAUCUGCAUGCUGAGGAGGAAUCUUCGUCUGCUCUGUGAUUAGGCACAGAGUAAUAGUCUUUUAACUGAAUGGACUUGGUCACCAGGACUGAAUAGCUUCAAGUUGGUGAAAGAUGUCUUGUCUUUAAUGUUAAUGACAGUGAAUUGUAAUUCCUUCUUUUAUAACUUGCAGUGCUUAGUAGUAAGCUUGCAAAUUUUUAAUGUUUUAUGAGAAAAUACUAUCUGCAGCCAAGUACAAUGUUUAUUUUGUGCCAUGUCUUGGGAGUUUCUAAGCACUGUUGCAGCUGAUGUUGAAAAACUGGGAAAAGUAUUGUUGUCAGGAGAAUCUCCUAGUCUUACUUUCAAAGAUGUCCUUGUGCCUAUUAGGACAUUGUAACUAAUAUAUACAAUGCAAAGUGCACAUAGUGCCAUUUCAUGUCUUCUCAGUUGCUGGAUUUAAACAGUUUUGCAUAAUCAAACUUUCUUCAUGAGGUAGCUUUGCUUAUUUUUGUGUAAAAGCUCUCCACCAUCUGAGGCUUCUGCUGUGUCAUCACUUCCUUGGUUCAUUCUGGCAACUCACCCCAGUAUUUAUUCUAAUACCAUAUCUUGUAGAAUGUGCCUUCAUUAACUUAAGAGAAAGUACAUUAGAAGUUUUCCAGCUGGAGGCCCUUUAAACCACAAAUGGAUAAAAAGGGAAAAGCAUCCUGGGAAAAGAAAGCUGGACCAACAAGAAACCAUACAGUGCUGUCUUACUCUUCUACCUUCCAGGCUUCUGAUACCAGUAUUCAAAGCAUACCCUGCAUAUAUGUCUUAAAAGGCCCAGAAGCAUCAUUACUCUUCUCUUUUGUUAGGAUGAACUGAUGCCUCUGAGGGUUUUUCGUGAUGUGUUCAGGAGUUGGAAGAGUCUAGGAUCUUUCCCCUUCAUCUGUUAAGCAGGUAGAGCACCUUUAAGUAUCAAGAGUCAGCAGUGAUGCACCGUAGUCCAGGUAGAUUUUGUAUUUGGUGCCAUAAGAUGAGACACUGCAUCCUCAUCAGUAUUCUCCAGUAUUGGCUCUGGUACAAGCUCCUGGUGUUCAGCUGCGUUAGGUAAAUCACUUCUUUAAAACAGCAUGAGAGUUCCUGUGGCUGCAGAAUGAGUUUAGUUGUGUAAGUGCUGCUCUCUGUUGCUGUGCCUCCCGCAACGCAGGGAAUAGAGGGGUUUUUUUUCCUGGUCUUCACAAGAAAUGCAUUGCUGUGGAAUGGAAAUAUGAGUUGCAAGUGGAAAUGCAUGUGGAGAAAUAAAGGGGAUGCGGCUUUCAGUGUCAGUCCAUUUGAGCCAGAACUGUUCCCCUUAUUACUUUCCUACUGUUGCCAAGAUUUUCUACUUUGAUCAGGUUACCAGGGCAUUUCUUGGGGGUUUCACUCUUGCAGUGUGUAUAAAGAGAAAUGCAAAUACUUAGCAGUCUCCAGCAUUUCCCUGUAACUCAGUCUGUUUUCUGAUUGUGUGCUUGCUUGGAUGUAAUGGUGUCACCUGUCUUUGAGUGACAGCCAUUGGAUGGGACAUCUGUCUCUGCUGCUUCAAAGGCUGAUGUCAUCCCCAUCAAUUCCAGUGAAAAUUGCAUCAUUUCAGGACCUUCCUGAGGCUCUUGCUUGUCUUCCACCUUUCCCUUUGAGCUCAGGCUCUUCAGGUAAUCACUAAGAGCAACUUUGUAUGUAUCAGCCAGUGGGUGAUACAAACAGCCUAAAAAUGUUUGUGGUGGUGGGAAAGUAGCUGUUGAAUGCCUUCAACUUCAUGCUUGAUUUUGCUAAUUAUGAAAUAUCUAAAUGCUUCCAUAUGCUGUGGAAAUUUCCUAUGUUAAUGAUCUCUUUCCCCAGUUACUGUUAAAAUGCUUAAAUACACAAACCUAUGGGAUUUAUGUAAGAAGGUGAAAAAAUACACAAAACUAGUUUGAAUUCUUAAUGUGUCUUUAGCUCUAAAUUAAGCUACGCUUUUAUUCAUGUGGAAGAGCUAUAUAGGUGUCUAUUGCUCCUCUUUGUUCUGUCUUAAUCUUAUCAUUUUAUGUUUCAGGUUUGAUAUUUACUAUGUUCUUUGUAUUAUUUGCUCAGUACUCUCAUUGUAAUUCUUUUAUUUUCUCAGCUAUAUUUCUAUUUUACUACUAAUACCAUAGCACACACAAUAGCAUCGUGGACAAACAAAAUAGUCUGAGUCUGCUUUUGAAAUGUUCAAUCUUGGCUUAUCGUAUGCCUUCACAAAAAUAAUCCAAGAUUUUCUGCAAUCUUGAACUGCCAGAAACUUUUUUUCCCAAGAACCUAAAGCAUGUAACAUUUUAUACUGCCAUAAAUUAUUUUUGUCCCAUGUAGCUGGUGCUCCUUUCUCUCUCCUACCCAUUUGCUCUCAAUGCCUCUUGCUUUCUUGGUAAUGUUCAUUAGGCCUUUCUGUGAAACUACUUAACUCACUAGCCCUGGGGGAGAGGAGUUAAUUUUUGUCUGGGUUAAUGAAUUAUUCCACUCAGUGAGAGCCUGAUGAAUGUCAGAUCUGGCAGGUGCACAGAGGCAAGAGCAGAGCCAGGGAAAGGGUUUUUGAGAAUAAGAAAACCUAUUUCAGGCUCCUGAGGCUGCUGCAUUUUACAGCAUCUGCUCACUUUAUUAGGAAAGGCUAAAGACCAUGGUUAGUUUCCCUUAGGUUUCCGUCUUGUUUUCCAAAUAGAAUGGAAGAGAUAUUUGAGUUAAAAAUUUAUUCUGAUAGUUAUAUAAAUAACUAUCAGAACUAUAUGCAUAUAUAACUAUAUGCAUAUAUCAUCUUAAGGUUUUGAUUAGAUGUAGAUAAGAUAAAACAAAGAGUGCAUUGUUUCAUUACUGUAUGUUUCCCUGGCUUCAAGAAAAAAAUUGUUAAAGAAAAAUAAUCUGCUAUAUGCCUACUUGACUUGGUUGUUACCUCACAUUAACAUCCUUCCUGAAUAACUUAUCAUAGCUGAGCACCAGGGUUUACCAUUUCUGCAGCUUUUUUUUUUUUUUAAAUAACUUAAGAAGGAACCUUUGUGAGAUGUGGCUAGGAGUAAUCCAUGAUUCAUUAAUUGACUUUCAUUCAAGCAUAUUAUCUGCAAAAUUUAUAGUAAAGAUGCAGCUUAAACCAUGUGAAUCCUGAUAGCAUUCCUCACCUGUGUGCCCUGUGGAACAAGUAAGUUCUCACUUAACUCAUUGAAAGGCAUUUACUGAUCGUCUCAGUUUACAACAGCACAGAGAACUGUGGGAGAUACCCCAAGAAGGUCUAACUUGACAGUUCCAGAGAGAGCACUGCAAAGCCUGACGUGAAUUUGUGUGGAAGACUAACUCUGAUGUGAAGAGAAACCCUAGAUAAUUUUCUGCUUUUGAACUCCACAAUAAUCCAUGAAAACACUCUCUACUUUAUCGGUAUAUGACUUACAUGCCGUCAGUAAGCAGUUGCAUCUUUUCUGGAUCACAGUAGGUUAUUGUAACUCUCUUCAUGAUGUUUCAGUUAUUUCUAGACCAUAUGGUAUAAGUUACUUAAUCACUCAAUAGUUAUUGAAAUCUGUAAAAAGAAACAAUGUCAAACGCAUACAUUUUUGUUAUGCUGUUAUGAAAUACACAUGAAAACUGGCCUCUUCUCUUGCUGUAAUCUAGUAUAUCUUACUCUGCAGUGAACUUCUGUUAGAUGAGGGAGGCAUAACAACUUUUAUUAGUUACUAAAAUCAGGCUGACACCAAGGCCAUGUGAGAAAAUUAAAAGGAGAAAAAAAACUGCGAGAAAAAAACACAAAGUUCUUUAAAAAUAGAAUUUCAGAUAGUUGCAUACAUGAAGUAUGGAACUAACUCCUACAGUCUCUCUGUGGCUUUUACUAAGGAACCUGUUGCUACUUAUGCUCUCUUCUUUUUGUGGGUGGGAUGGGGUGUAUAGAUCAAAGUAAAAACCAUGUGGAAGAAUUGUCAUUGCUAUUCCAAGAAAUGCAAAAACUGUGCUAUAAACCUAUCUUAUACUAAUAUCGUUUACACUAACUAAGAUGAAUGUUCAAUAAAUUCUGAAGUUAAAUUCUUUUUCAUUUAGAUGCUUAUAAAAUGCAGAAGUUGCAAUUCUAGGUAAUGAGGUGAAAAUGUUAAAUUGGUCUAGUUUUAUUGGCAUUGUGUUUCUUGUCAAGUACAUUGGAUGAAUUGUAGCUACUUGUUGAUUACAGUGCUAAAACAGAAGAAAAAUACAAAGAUGGAAAGAAUAAACAGUAAGCUAUGCUAUUCUCAUUAUUUUAGAAAUACUAGAUACAUAAAUUCAAAAUCAUAUGUACAGGUUCUGAGAAUGUGUUUAAUAGGUAACUCAGCUACUGCUGGGGUCAGAAAGAGUGAAAAGUACUUGUUUUCAGCAUCUUUCCUGACCUGCAGUCAAAGAAAGCUCUCAGGAUAUACCUGGGGAACAGUGAGUCAGAAAAGGAGAGCAAGAGGGUUUACUGCCAUUGUUUCUGCUUUCAUACUUGUACCGCAGUCUGUGCAGCUUCAGCGUCAUUCAGAACUGGAACAGACUGGUUGGAGGGUGCCCUCUGCGGGAGAUGAAUGGGCUCUGGAGCACAGAUGGGACAGCAACACUGCCAGAUAUAUGGAAGAAGGACUAGGUUUGGGUUUGGUUUUUUUUUUUUCUUCUCCAAAGACAGUAGUUGGCCUAAGAAAACACCUUGCCUUUGGCAAAGGAAGACUCUGAGGUGAAGGCACAGAGAUCUUCACUGGAAUACCCCUUUGGGGAGCAGCUGCUUUGUGCCAGACAGUAAAGCACACCCUCAAAGCCUGUUGCUGGAAGAUGCAAGCCAUCAGCAUGCCAAAGAAUUUACAUAUUAUCCAGAUUACUUUGACUGGAAUAUACUAGUGUUACCUGUACUUGAUGUCUGUAAUCAAUAUCACAGAAUCUGAGCAGAGUAUGAAGCAGAACAGCACUCAAAUAGCUUCUUGAUUACUUACUGUUGUGAUUGCUUUAGUCUUUGUGGUCCUAAAAUUCAAGUGAUACUGUUUGAAUUAAGUGUUUAUGAGACUUUGAAAUACGCAGCGCAUCACUGAUGAACGAAUAUGGCAAAUGUCAACUAGGAUGCUUUGGUUUUGUAGCUGCAGAACUGUGUGAAAGCUACUGGCCCUUGUCAUACCUGUCUCUGUCAAACUGGAGAGCCCCUACUGAAUUUCUGCUCCCCACAAAUUGUUACUUAAACAAUACACUGGAGUGGUUUUGCUGUUAAUCUACAUACAUUGGACGCUGCGUUCUCUAA